CGGAACUCACCUUCUUCCUCAUCAACAGGAACUUCCUCUAAAUCAUUUCCCUCGACCAAAUCAGCCACUAGAGAAUAAACAACAUCACUUACAUCUGUCACACCCUCAGAGCAAGCACUAAACUUAUCUCAUCAAACCUGACACUAGGCUCAACAGAAAUACCCUUUGGACUAUCAGGAUAAACAAGCGAUACCCUUUACUCUCUCUGCCAUACCCAACAAAAACCAAACACUUGCUUUUUGCAUCCAAUUUGUCACCUCUAACCUGCUUAGGUACAUGCACAUAUGCAUUACAACAAAAAACUCUCAAAUUAGAAUAUUUCUCAGGCAGGCAAGUGAUGACAGUAUCCAAAACCAUAUCCUUUUCCCCAGCACACAGUCAUGACCAAACUGUCAUAUUCACCAGGUAAUCCUUGGAAUAUCAUGGCUAUCAGGUACUGGUCCUUAACUUCUCUCCCAAACUUUUCAUUUCUUACCCCAGAGACGUGAUGUGUGCAAUAUAACCCGCCAUAUCACUGGAGUCCUGAAACCUUGCCUGCCUCAUGGCUCGACCCAGAUAUACGUACCGCUAAUGACCUUUGGUUUCAAACUUCCUCUUCAGAGCUUCGAAUGCCUCUUUAGCUGUUUUGGCACUGUUCACGUACUGAUGUAUAAGCAGUUGGUGGGAGUUUGGCAAUCAUUCCCGUUCCAGGCACUGACAAAGGCACAACAUAGACGAACAGGAAGUUUUUGAAGACCCAGAAAUAUCUGGACCUGAUAUUAGACAACUUAGAUGAUCCCGAAUUAGUAUUGGUCAUUAUUACUAUGCCCUGUCGAUGUUAAGAGUAAUGAAAAUACUGCAGGAGCGAAAGUGCAAGAAGCCAAAAAGAUGCAGAAGAAGAUGCUGGAUGCGAACCUACUUACAAAGAAGAGAGGAGAAAGAGUACUACGAAAACUUGAUGACAGAAUUGACAAUUGAAACUCCAGGACUAUAGGUACCGGAACUUGAUCAGGAUUACAGAGGGCUUUUCAAUGAAAUUGUUGAACGGAUCUCGCCCUAUGAUGAAAUCAUGCACAGCACGAAGUCUGACAGCACAUGAGCCCAUCUUUGCCUUUGGCAUACGAUAUAGCUAUCUUCACAGCAGUGUCACUCGUACUAGAUAUAUAUUUCCACGUGCAUCAUUCUGUUAUGAAUACGUUUAUACACUUUCCCAAGUGCUACUGUGGUAUAAGCUCCUUCUCAAGUUUUAUCCGUAGUCAAGUUCUUUUUACAAAAAAUGAAGAGGAUCAGAUUUUGCGAAAAGAUUUUGGUAUUGCUUAUAGGAACUACUGUCUACAGAAUAAUCUCCCACAAGCUUCUGUCAUUGACUUCCUUGGCCAUCUAAUGCAAUCAGGCAUCACAAAAAAAGCUGUUGAAAAAGAUAACAACUUCUACUACGUGUUUUGUGGUGUGGCUUGGAAGAAAACUAAAAACAAAAAUGCUAAUCAUAAAGAUCGUGGUGUAGAGUCUACCUCUAUAGCACACACUUUGAGCAGUUAUGUUCCCAGACACAACGGGUUUGAAACAUUCCUCCAAUUUUGUCAGUCGUAUGUAGUGUUCACCUUGGAAGAAGAGCAUUGUGUCAUGCUGGAAGAAUUUGAAGCAUCAUACAAGAAGUUUUGCAGGAGAUAUGGUUUGAAAAAAGCUGACCUAGUAGACAUGAAAAGGGCCUUGCUUUGUACUAAAGUCAAAUGGAUGGAACGGAAACAUGCAAGUGCAAGUGGUGAAAUUUAUUGCGUAUUCUUUGGUAUGCAUUUGUUGAAAGAUGGUAUUACUGAUAACAACAAAAUGGAGCCAACACAGUUAAAGGGAGAAAGUACACCAGCAUUUAAAACUAAUGAUGCAAUAUCAGCAGUAAGUAAAAGUGAGAUUCUUGAGUUACCUGAACCCUCUGUUAGAGUUUUCAAACCUAGGCGAUGGGUUGCUGGAGUCAGGUUAGAAAAAAAUGUGAUGUAUUUCAGAGAAAACAGUAGUAAUUAUUUUAUCACAGCUAAUGACCAACAAAGUAUUGCUAAAAGUGAAGUAACUUCAGAAAAAGAAGGUGAUAGUGUUGCAUUAGAUAUAGAAAAUGAUCUUGAGUACUUGAACUGUCCUUUUAGAAAACAUGCUCAAGAAGUGGUGGGUAAAAAGGAAAAUAUUGCAUUGACAUAUAAUAGUGACGAAACAAAUAAAAUCUUGAAAUCUGAUAUAAAAUGUUCAGUACUAAAAGAGAAUAAGACAGCAAAAUUAUGCAGUGGUACAGAGAGGUCUCUAAACAUAAAUGCAGGUAGUGUACGAGAAAAGUUUGCACCAUUACAUGCCAAUAGUGUUGAUAAUUUAGUGUGUGAUAUAUCACUUGGUGAUCGACAAGCUUUGUAUAAAGAGCCAAAGUGUACAGCCUCUCGAAGUGGAAAUAGAAAUGACCCAUCUAGUGUGGUAACUGGUAGUCACGUGAAUAAUUGUUGUCCUUUAAAAGGUAUUAUAGGCAACAAGAGUUUUGGUAAUGUAGAACAAAGCAGUACUUUUAGAGAUUUUCUUAAGAAACCUAAGAGAUCUGGGAAAUCUGAUUGUAGUGUUGCACCGUCAAGUGAAUUGGGCAAGUUCCACGAGCUGCAAAGUUCCAUAGCAGGAGCAUUGAAUCUGAACCGAUGGGUUGUUGGAGUCAAACUGGAGAAAAUUAGUGCUUUGGAAGGUGGUAGAGACUUAGGCAAAAGAAAAGAGAAAGACCUUGAGAAUAGCAGUGAUAACUCUGCCAAGAAACUAGAUGUAAAAUUGCUUGUGUCUGGGCUGGAGGCUGGGGAUGAUUUAAACCAUGAGAGGCUUAGUGAUUGUGGUGAUCAAAAUAUAGUUACAAAAGAAGAUUCUAGUGCUGUCAACUUUACCAUCAAAGCUAAAAGUUCCAUGUAUAGCAAAACCAAUGAAACAUCAAAAGAGAGCAGUCUUCUCGUAAGGAAAAAUCAAGCACAGAACAUUUGUAAUGCUGAUCAUAUAGUUGGUGAUGAUAGAAGUUUAGAAGAAAAUGAAUGUGGAAGGGAUAGUUGUGCUGGAAUAAGAGAGAGGGAUGAUGUAGAAAUGACUGAAAUUGGUCAGAAUAAUUUUGAAAUAAAUGAAAAUAGCCAGAGUAAUAGGGAUAGUAAGUUGCCAGUCUUUGAUGAUAAAAGCCUUGCCAGUGAUUUUGAUUGUCAAGGAAAUUCAUUCAGCACAUUCCCGAAUCAGUCAGAUGUGGGCUAUUUACCACUUAGAAGUAAUCUUAUUAAUCACAAUGUCAGUGUUGUUGAAAAUAGGGAUAAUCUUAUUAAUCAUAAUGUUGGUGUUGCUGAAAGUACCUUUGAUGGAUGUCAUUCAUUUUCUGAAGCUCAAAGAGAAAUUACAAGUCAAUGUAUGUUGGAAGUGUCCUUACAUGAUAUUUUCAAGUGCUCUGAAUUAAAAAAUUUCUGUAGAUCUGAUAACGGGAUCAAAUUAGAAGAACCUGAUGUGUAUCCGCUGCACGACAGUGAGAGUUAUAACAUGCAAAGUACCAUUGAAGAAGAUAGCAUGUAUAUGAUGAACUACCUCAGAGAGAAUGGAAAACCUGACCGAUUUGUUUCUGAGGUAUUGCUUAGGGAUAUCAGGCGUUACCCUCAGUAUCAGAAAAAGCUGCACUUUUACAAAGAUGAAAUUGGUGACUGGAUCCUCAUUAGACCUUCCUUUACAUAUUAUGGUCUAGAUUCAUUCAAGAAAUUUAUUAAAGCAAAUAUUUGUUUCACUGGUAAACCUCAUAACCUUAUCAUGAGGGAUGAUCUCUUUAGAGUGUACCAAAAAUUUUGUGGACAAUGUUCACUUCCAAAGGCCUCUCUGAAGGACAUAGAACAUCACUUGAGUGUUAUUGGCAUCCGUUCUCACUACAACUAUGUACAAUCAUUUUCACCUGAGAUUGCCUUUUCUGGAUUAAAGUGGAAGCACAAUGCUUUGUUAAAAAAGUUUGGGAAUAACAAUUUCAGUGUUAUUAUUCAUGAUUUAUAAUAUAAAGAAUACCCCUGAAACCAUUAUUGGAAAGUCUGUCAAAGUAAGUUACAGUGGUAUUAAAUUCUUAACGUAAACUUCGUGUGAUUGUCAUGUGCUCAAAUGUUUCUGAAUUAAAUAAGUACCAUAUAGAACUUCCUAGUGUUCCUGUUCAUUUCUCUCUCUUACAUCUCGGUAAGAAAAUUGGGUAAUACCAACUUUUUAUAUUCACAUCUUUAGUACAUCUAAAAAAAAUGUUCAGGUUAUUUAAAGGAAAAUGCUACAUUCAUAUGUAAAGAUAUUUUAUUUAUUGACAUUUACCUAAUUAGAAGGGUGCCUGUUUGCUUCGAAUCUGAAUCCACAAGUAAUAUGAAUAAUAUAUUGCAAAUAAAGCAUGUGUACUUUGUAAAUUAAAACAUUUUCUCAGUC
This is a messenger RNA of Macrobrachium nipponense, 4407 nucleotides long. RefSeq lists its product as uncharacterized. The transcript is spliced from 3 exons. The coding region runs from base 1075 to 3999 and encodes 974 amino acids. NCBI's taxonomy places the organism in Eukaryota, Metazoa, Arthropoda, Malacostraca, Decapoda, Palaemonidae. The record is from RefSeq and is a predicted model, not a curated record.